Lipotes vexillifer (Yangtze River dolphin) is the source of this 252-nucleotide messenger RNA. RefSeq lists its product as uncharacterized. The record is from RefSeq and is a predicted model, not a curated record. Bases 1 to 252 code for a protein of 83 amino acids. Lineage: Eukaryota; Metazoa; Chordata; Mammalia; Artiodactyla; Lipotidae. The transcript has 2 exons.
AUGGUGGAAGACUGGGUCUUCACUGGAAUUCAGUUGUGGAAUUUAAGGACCAAGGCUCACUUCAGCUGUGAGCUGGAGCUGGAAGUGUUUUUGGACAUCAACCUGGUGUCCCAGAUCAAUGAAGGAACCAAGGUAAUGGCCAGCCUUGGCCACAUGAGGUGGCGUCUGCUGUGCCAGGUCUUUUCAGUGGACGAGGAGGAAGGAGGAGGAGUUAGGUCAGCUGUAUCCAGCAGUGGCUCUAGCCAUUGUUAG